Podospora anserina S mat+ is the source of this 753-nucleotide messenger RNA. RefSeq lists its product as uncharacterized. Bases 1 to 753 code for a protein of 250 amino acids. The record is from RefSeq and is a predicted model, not a curated record. The transcript is spliced from 3 exons. Lineage: Eukaryota; Fungi; Ascomycota; Sordariomycetes; Sordariales; Podosporaceae.
AUGGAGUCCACAACAACACCAGCUCCACCAGGGCCUGAUGUGUCCAAGGCUUCGUUAGUGGUAGGCACGAUAUCAUUCCUGCACCUCAUAUCAUGGACGUUGUAUGCCGCUCGCGUCUGGACUCGUAUGCGACCGAUAUCACGCCUAUUCGUCGAUGAUUAUCUGAUCACUCUUGCUGUGCUCUUUGACCUGGCGUCGUAUAUUUUCUUGAUGAUAGCGGUUCAUUACGGCAUUGGUCGACAUAAUUACUACGUCCCGACAGAUCAGGAAGUCCUUGCGGAAAAAUGGCUGUUCCUCAGCCAGCCAGUCUUCCCCUGGAGUCUCGCCUUCUCCAAGAUGAGCAUUGCGUGUAUGCUUAUUCGGAUUCGUCGGGAUCAGCGCGUUUGGGCUUGGGGAAUGUACUUCAUCAUGGCGUUUGUGGUGCUCAUCGCCAUCAACACAAACGUCUUCCAACUCUCACUGUGCCGACCGCUCUGGGCUGUGUGGGACCACAGUAAUUCUGAGGCCCAAUGCAUGGAUAUGACUGUGGCGCAAACAUCAAUCUAUGUCAACUCUGCACUCAACGUUGUGACAGAUUUUGCUUUAAGUUUGGCCAAGAUUGCGGUCGCCUUCAUGAUGGGUUUGGGCAUAUUUGCGAGUAGUGCCUGCAUUGCGAAAACCUUCCAUGUCAAAGACUACGGAAAAACAGGUGACAGUCUCAUGGAUUGUGUACCUAUAACGAUUUGGAGCAUGGUAGAAAUGCAGCUUGCGUGA